CGAAGUCACUCACGCAACUUCUUCCAAAGCACCAAGGCCGUCUCCGCCAUGUUGACUCGCUUCUCCCGACGUCUGUGUCUUCAAUCCGCUAUCGCCUCGCGGGCCUUGAGCUCGGCUGCGUCGUCUUCCCCGCUGAAGGUGUUGGUCAUCGAUGGCUACUCUCCCGAAGGCCGCGCCGAUCUUGAAGCUGGAGGCGCUAGCACUGCCGGCAAGUUGUACAUCGACCUGCUCAACAAAUCGGCGCCUGCUGGUGUGGAAGUCGCGUCGGAUGUGGUAUACCCCGCGGACAGCGACUUCCAGACCCCUGAAUUAUCCAAGGUGAGCUGCAAAGCUUUAGUUAGCUAGAGAUGCAACAACAAUUGACUGCUCUUCCGACGUUGACAGUAUCACGCAGUGGCGUGGACGGGCUGCUCACUGACGAUCCACGACGCCGAAGAUGUGCGUGUUACGAAGCAGAUUGACUUUGCCAAGAAAGUCUUCGAGGAAGGAAUUCCGCAGUACGGUAGCUGCUGGGCGGCUCAGAUUGCGGUGGCUGCUGCUGGAGGUCACUGUGGGCCGAAUCCUCGUGGCCGUGAGAUGGGCAUUGCUCGCAAGAUCGAGUUGUCUCCGGAGGGCCGCGCACACCCGAUGUUCGAGGGAAAGCCGUCGGUCUUCGACGCGUUCACGAGUCACAACGACGAAGUGACCCACAUGCCUCCUGGAGGACUUAAUCUGGGUGGCAAUGACUUCACAACAGUGCAGGCUGUGGCAGUACGUCACAAGAAGGGCGACUUUUGGGCUGUGCAGUAUCACCCGGAGUACGACCUGCACGAGCUUGCCCGCCUUACGUACUGCCGCCGAGCUAAGCUCGUGGGUUUGGGAUUCUUUGCGGAUAUGAAGAGCGCCGACCAGUACGUCGACGACCUGGAGAACCUGCACACUGACCCGUCCCGCUAUGAUAUUGCAUGGCGCCAUGGCCUAGACGCCGACGUCAUGGACGAGAACAUCCGUCACUGUGAGACGCGCAACUUCAUCAAGUACCUCGCGCUCCCUUACAAGGCGGCGAUUGAAGCCAAGUAAACAGAGUUCGGUAAAGAGAUCACAGGUGUCAACAGAUAAUGAAACCAAUAGAAGGUGAGCUUCAUGAUUUAGUCUGGGGUUACAUUUGUCACC
Phytophthora nicotianae INRA-310 is the source of this 1152-nucleotide messenger RNA. RefSeq lists its product as hypothetical. Bases 577 to 1059 code for a protein of 160 amino acids. The record is from RefSeq and is a predicted model, not a curated record. Gene Ontology annotation, cellular component: cytosol. Lineage: Eukaryota; Oomycota; Peronosporomycetes; Peronosporales; Peronosporaceae. The transcript has 2 exons.